Messenger RNA from Rhodotorula graminis WP1, 1778 nucleotides. RefSeq lists its product as uncharacterized. Lineage: Eukaryota; Fungi; Basidiomycota; Microbotryomycetes; Sporidiobolales; Sporidiobolaceae. Gene Ontology annotation, molecular function: phosphatidylinositol binding; ubiquitin binding. Gene Ontology annotation, cellular component: trans-Golgi network. The record is from RefSeq and is a predicted model, not a curated record. Gene Ontology annotation, biological process: Golgi to endosome transport; protein transport to vacuole involved in ubiquitin-dependent protein catabolic process via the multivesicular body sorting pathway; Golgi to vacuole transport. The transcript has 11 exons. The coding region runs from base 13 to 1632 and encodes 539 amino acids.
CGCUCGUUCAGCAUGGCCUCGCACCACCGAGCGACCGCCAACAGCACGUGGGCGUCCUCGAGCGUCGGCCACACGCCCUCAGCCCGGGAAACGCUCCUCGCCUACAUCGAACGCGCUUGCGACCCUUCCCUGCACGAGCCCAACCUGUCGCUCGACCUCGAGAUUGCCGACCUGAUCAACAGCAAGAAGGCCAACCUGCCCCGAGAGGCAGCGGUCGAGGUCGUGCGCCUCGUUAACCACCGCAACACGCACGUCGCCAUGCUUGCCCUGCAUCUCCUCGAUAUCCUCGUCAAGAACUGCGGGUACCCGUUCCACCUCCAGAUCAGCACCAAGGAGUUCCUCAACGAGCUCGUGCGGCGGUUCCCCGAGCGCCCGCCGACCUUUCCUCCGCCGCCGAUGAAGAAGAUCCUCGAGCUCGUGCACGAGUGGAAGUGCACGAUCUGCGCGUCGAGCAAGCGCAAGGAGGACCUCGUCCACAUCCGCGACAUGCACCGCCUGCUCAGCUACAAGGGCUACCGCUUCCCGAAUGUCGACCGUCGCGCCGCUCAGGUCCUGAACCCGACCGAGAACUUGCAGACGCCUGGCGAGCUCGAGGAGGAGGACCGGGAAGCGCAAGCAGCGAAACUGCAAGAGCUCAUUCGGCGAGGUUCGCCAAAGGACCUCGCGGCGGCGCAGGAGCUCAUGAAGAUCAUGGCGGGCGCAGAGCCGGAGAAGAAGCCCAACUACGAGGAGCAGGUGUCGAAGGAGCUCGACCGGGUGCAGCAGCGUGUCCUCUUGCUCAACGAGAUGCUCAACAACGCCAACCCGCGCGAGCGGUUCGUCGAGGGCGACGCCUACGACCAAAUCGCGCAAAAGUGCCGGCACGUCCAGCCCAAGUUGCAGAAGUGGAUCGCCGACUCGGCAGAGAACGACCCCGACUCGAUGGACCGCCUGCUCCUCAUCAACGACCUCAUCAACCAGGUGCUCAAGCGGUACGACGCGUUCAAGGCGGGCGACCGUACGGCGACGGCCGACAUUGACCCUGCACUUGCCUCGGGCCAGCCCGGCGCCAAAGCGCGCUCGCAAGCCCAGCAGGUGUCGCUCAUCGACUUUGACGACGACGACGCCUUUUCGGCGCCGGCGCCGGGCACGCCGGGCCUCGGAGCGGGCGCGCCGGCGGCAGGAACGAGCACCAACCCGCUCGACGACCUCGCGAGCCUGUCGCUCGGGGGUGCGCCGGCUGCGGCGUCGACGGCGUCGGGCAGCAACUCGCUGUUCGACCUCGGCGCCGCGUUCGGCGCCCCUGCACCCUCCUCCGCCGCACCCUCACCUGCUGCCGCCUCUCGCCCGACCCAGGUCGGCGGCGGCUCGUUCUUCUCGAACCCGGCGUACGGCAACGGCGGCGGCGGCAACGGUGGUGCGGCGGCGGCGCACAGGACGGCGUCGCCGUUUGGCGGCGGGUCGGGCGGGCUCGGGAGCAUCUCGCUCGGGACGCCGGCGGGCGCGGCGGGCAUGGCGGCCAUGGGUCGAGCAGGAGCAAUGGGCGCGGGCGUCGGUGGGGCUGGCGCGAGCCCGCCGUUGCCGCCGGUGCCGCCCAAGACGGCGCCGCCGGCCAAGCAGGACGCGUUUGCCGACCUACUCGGCGAUUUCUGAGGCGACAACGCGCUCUCGGUCCUCGUCUGCCGCGGUUCUCGCGCCCUCGUCGUCUCAUCUGUGUCUCUCUCUCGUUCUCCUUUCAGUAUCUCUCCCUGUUCCCUCUCGCUCGACGCCGUCGGAAAAGGCAGGUCGCAAGUCGUUUC